This is a messenger RNA of Trifolium pratense (red clover), 875 nucleotides long. RefSeq lists its product as uncharacterized. Bases 115 to 636 code for a protein of 173 amino acids. NCBI's taxonomy places the organism in Eukaryota, Viridiplantae, Streptophyta, Magnoliopsida, Fabales, Fabaceae. The record is from RefSeq and is a predicted model, not a curated record. The transcript has a single exon.
UUAGCAUAAAAACAUCUCACACUCAUAAAUCUCAUAAAUCUCCACACUCAAAAAUCUCAUCUCAUAGUUAACCUUAAUCACAAUUUGGAAAGAACAAAUAGAACUAUAACAAAAAUGAGUCAACAACACCAAUACAACAUUCACAAAGCAUUCCUCUUCUGCAACUAUAUACUCUUAUCAGCAUCCUCUAGUUGCAUCUUCCUCACUCUCUCCCUUAACCUCUUCCCUUCAAUCUGUGGCUUCUUCUUCAUUCUCCUCCACGCGUUCACCAUCGCCGGAGCUGUUUCCGCUUCUGCAUCAUCAUCUCUAAGAACUAUUACAAGAUGGUAUUCUGCACACAUGGUAGUCACUGUUUUAACAGCUAUAUUUCAAGGUUCAGUUUCUGUGCUGAUUUUUACUAGAACUGAAGAUUUUCUUGCAGAGUUGAAAUCUUAUGUGAGAGAAGAAGAUGGUGCUGUUAUACUGAAACUUUGUGGUGGAUUAACUAUUGUUAUAUUUUUGUUGGAAUGGGUUGUUUUGAUACUUGCUUUUUUCUUGAAGUGUUAUUCUUACCAUGAAGGUGAUGGUGCUAUGAGGAGUGGUAAGGUUCAGAAUGAAGAGGAAUUGAAGGAUUGGCCAUGGCCUUUUCAAGUUUAGUCUAUUGUUCAGUUUAUAAGUCAUAAUAACAAUGAUAUUAAGUGCAAAUUAUUUGAUUUAUUUAUUUGUUGGAUUUGAAUGUUUGAUUAUUAUUACUCUGUUUUUUAAUCCUUUUAUUAUUCUAGUUUAAAUUUGUUCAUUUUAAAAAUAUUAGUAUAUAUCAAAAUUUAAGGGCUAAAUUAGAGUCCUAAUUGAAUGUGUGAUAUACUCCAUUGAAUACAAUUUCCCUUACUCAUGUU